AUGUAUCUGAGCAACCGCGCCGUGGGCGAGAAGUACGGGCAGUUCCCGCCCGUGGGCCCCGGAGGCGAUCGCCCCGGGCUCAACCUCCCGGCCUCCAGCGUGCCUCACGACCGCGUACGCACGUCACCCCACCCGCGCUGCGGCCAUCCCGAUGUGCCCGCUGCCCUCGCACGCAGCAUCACGCCCUCCUCCGCUGGCGCCGAGUGGGUGCGCGAGCGCAUGUCCCACCUGAGGGUGGCCAACUCGCGCUCGCCCGCCUCGAUGACGCCACGGAGCACGGUGUCGGUGGCGUGCGGGGCGCCGCCGCAGCAGCACGCCGAGAUGGUCAAGGCGAUGGUGGAGAGCAUCGAGGAGAACGAGGCGCAGAUUCAGCGCAUCAGGAAGGAGUGCCUCAUGGCGAUGGACACGCUCAUUGAGAGGAGCGAGAAGGAGAAGACGCUCAGAAAUUUUCUGGACCAAUGCAGCACGUCCACAAAGACCAUGUGGAGCCGCAACCAGCUGCUUAUGCAGUCCAACGCCAAGAUUCGCCAACAGUUGAAAGAGCUGAUGGGCCAGGCCUCGUCCAUGGCAGGCAGCAGUAUUGGCAGGGAGCCAAUUCCUGAAUCUCCUUAG
This is a messenger RNA of Ostreobium quekettii, 612 nucleotides long. The record is from the annotation of a GenBank genome assembly. Lineage: Eukaryota; Viridiplantae; Chlorophyta; Ulvophyceae; Bryopsidales; Ostreobiaceae.